CCCCAUUCCGUGAAAUAAAAUUCAUAAGCAUUGAUCCAGCGGAUGCCAAUUACGCAUGUAUAUUACGGUCCAUCCCCUUUACGUGAAAUAAGCAAUAAAAAAAGGAACUUAAUUCAUUUAAUCCGGUAAUUAGUUCUCUGUAAUUAUGGAGUCUAAAGGGUUUCAACAAGUCAAGAAGACUCACAAUAAAAGAAUAAAUAAAGCUGCAAAGAAUUUUAAAUAAAAAUAUACUCUGCUGGGAAGAAGCUGUGAGAAGAUGGUAGUCACCUCUUCCACUACAAAUGAGGUAGCUAAUAAUGAUGGCAGCAGCUUGAUGGGGUCAAGUGGUGGUGCUAUUAGGGUUAUGGAAAAACCACUAAUAAGCGGCGGAGAGGAUAAACCACAACAGCCGCUGCCGCCUCCCCCACCGCAACAACCUCUGAAAUGCCCUCGUUGUGAUUCCUUAAACACAAAAUUCUGUUACUAUAAUAACUACAGUUUGUCUCAGCCAAGACACUUUUGCAAGGCAUGUAAGAGGUACUGGACAAGAGGGGGUACUUUGAGGAAUGUUCCUGUGGGGGGAGGGUGCAGGAAGAACAAAAGAAUCCGACGGCCAUCGUCAUCCCCGUCAACAGCCACCGCCAAUGGCCAUGAUCAACCGUCGCCUCCGAUAAUAACGUCUCUCCAACUGCAGCCUCAGAUCGGUCUCUCUUCUUCUUCCUCAGCUCCAACUCACCCCAUUAUUAACCCUUUCAUUUACGGCGGGUUUCCCGGUAAUAGGCCUUUGGAGCCGCCUGGGUAUGAUCAUCAUAAUAUGGGAUUAGGGUUUUCCUUUUCUAGUCUUUUGGGUGCUGUUGAGAAUAACAAUAAUGCUGCCGGGUUCGCUAAUCCAUACCCCGUGUUCGGAUCUUCUUCUUCUUCAGCCGCUUCCACUGCAGCUUUGGCUUCUUUGCUGGCUUCGAGGCUUCAUUAUCAAGCCGCGACGACGACUAGUAACGGUUUUCACAGCGGACCGUACAUAGAGAAUAUUGGUGGUGAAGAGAGGGUAAAAGAAGUGAAAAUGGAAGUGAUGAACAAUUGGGAAAAUCACAAAAAUGUCCGUGGAACUGGCGGUGGUAGUGAUACUGGUAGUGUUUCUAAUACUCAUUAUCAAAUGGUCAAUCAGACAAGACAGAUAAACACUUCCGAUAACAACCAUCACAACAACAACAACAAUCCCGCGUCCCUAUCCUGGACUUGGUUUGAUCCUUCAAACAUGGGUUCUUCGGUCCCUUCUAUUCUCUAAUGAUAUCAUCCUGAACUCAUCUCCAUCUUUCAUCUUAUUUCUGAUCUUGGCUCCCUCUCUCUCAUUCUUGUUUUUUCUUUUUGUGGUUAUCCAUCGAUCUUUGAUUCCGAUCGAGUUUUCGAGCCUAGGAAGCUACAAAAGGAGAAUCCAUACAAAGGCUCAUAUGGGUUCAUACAUAUUCAUCAUAUAAAUAGAGAUGGGAGGAGAUUGGAUCUGAGUGAUCAUGUCAGCUGCAAGCUAAGAGAUGGAGAGAUAAUUCACUAUCAUACAUCACCCUAGCAAGAGUGUUAAUUUUUUCUAACACAGUUAGGUUGAAGAAAUAAUUAGUGUUACGACGUUGGAAUGGUCAUUUGAGUUAGAUUACAUAUAUGUUGCGCUGAGAGGAACCUCAGAUCCUUUUGUUCUUCUUCAUACAUACCAACAUGCAUCAUCAUCAUCAUUGGAUCAUCCAGGAUUGAUGAAUUGAGCACAAAAUCUGGCCUGGACAGUUCAAGUGAGUCAUCAGUUCAAAUAUUCAUAUAUAUACGUGUUUUCCUAUAUGUAUGUAUCUAUAACAUUUCCAUCUUUAGGUUCUGCAUUAACUUUUGUUAUCAUUAUCCGUUUUUGGUUUUCCUGUUUUUAAGAUUCUUGUUUUAGUUUAGAGAAAGGGGUAAUUAGUAUACGGUAUAGCAGAGAUCAAUGGAAGGGAGAGGGUAUACACUCAUUACCAUUGUUAAUUGCAAAUGGUACGAUAUUAUUAUUAUUAUUAUUAAUUAAUUAAAGAUUACUCUAUUGAUUA
Molecule: messenger RNA, 2042 nt
Organism: Cuscuta europaea
Lineage: Eukaryota; Viridiplantae; Streptophyta; Magnoliopsida; Solanales; Convolvulaceae
Source: the annotation of a GenBank genome assembly